This is a messenger RNA of Trichoplusia ni (cabbage looper), 4222 nucleotides long. RefSeq lists its product as uncharacterized. NCBI's taxonomy places the organism in Eukaryota, Metazoa, Arthropoda, Insecta, Lepidoptera, Noctuidae. The annotation marks the transcript as partial. The record is from RefSeq and is a predicted model, not a curated record. The transcript has 8 exons. Gene Ontology annotation, molecular function: metal ion binding.
CGGCACGCCGGAUUCAACCGUAAGACACGAUCAACGAGAGGAAGUAAACAAAUCCACUGCUCCAGUGGUGCAACCACCGUUGCCGCCAAACCCCCCGCCGCCAGAAAGUCCUCCAAUAAUCAAUUUAAAAAGGAAAUUGAAGAUGACGAAUAUGGCACAACUGAGAGCAACGGAGAAUUUAAUCAUGCAGAAAGUCUUUUAGCAGAAUCGAUUAAAACAGAUCAAUCGGAAGUAGCUGAUAAGCCAGAAGUUACAAUGUGUAGGAACUUUGCGCGGGGCACUUGUAAAAAAGGCACGGCAUGCAAAUUUGCUCAUGAGCUGAUUCUGUCACAGUUACCAGGAGUUUAUACAUUUUGCAGAAAUUUCCAGAAUUCGGUAUGCACUUAUCCUAAAUGCAAAUUUGUACAUGCUACAGUAUUUGAGAAAGAGCAUUUUUUUAGAACUGGAUAUUUGCCACCUCACACAUUAGCCCACCUCAAGGAAACCAAUGUUUUGCAACCACCACCACCGCCGCCCCCGCCAGAAGAAACAGCCACUGAUGUUUCUCAAGUAUUCGCAAAUGGUCCACCUCCGCAAACGAUGCCAUGCAUUACUCCUGGACCCGUGUUGACGUGUGCCCCAGCCCCAUCAUUAGAAAUUACGGGUGACACGAAUAUUUUCAGAACAGGAGUUACAUCAUCCAGCUCCCCUAAACGCGAGUGGAGCGAUAGCGAUGACUUCAGCAGCUCUCCGCGCGACAUCGACUCGAGUGAGCCUCUCGCAAAGAAAUGCAAAAGUUGCGAUAAUAAUGAGUUCAGAUAUCAGUACAACAAGUUCAAGGUGGAGAAGAUGAUGCGCUCCACAGAAGACAUGAACAACAAAAUUGCAGCUCUUAAUAAAAAGAGUAGCCGGUUGUACACUGUGCUGGUAACUCUGUUCAAACCUAAGACUCCUUCCGGCAAUAAUGGUUUAAAUAUCAAUCCAGAAAAGGAGGAUAAGAUGCUGGUUGAGAAUAUAAAUAGGAUAAUAGCAGGAAACAUAAGGAUCCCUCAUAAUGGAGAAGAAACUAACUUGUUUCAGAGCAUGCUCGCAAAUCCCGCCAACGUGACUGCUAUUCUGGCAAAGAUUCUCCUGAGCAAUGGCAACCCUUCCGUACCACCGGACUCUUCGUGAUGUAUGUAGAAGUGCGUGUGCUCAGUGCGCUACAAGGAGCUUGCACUAAGUAGGCGAUACUUCUAUAAUAUGUCCUCCGUUUUCAGUUCAGAGUUGAUAAAUAUUAAUGACGUCACUAUUUUAGCCUACCUCAAUAUAAUUAUGAAAAUGUAUAAAAUUAAUUAGCCCAGGAAAUGGUAGACUAAUCAUUCUAUCUGCUUAUGAAAAAUAUCCAUUCAAUUCAAUAUGUACCUAGUUCCAGAUGAGUUAUUAUUUAAAUUUUAUUAAGUAAUGGAUAUUUUUCUUGAUAGAAAAGUCUACUAUUCCUGGGCUAUAAAUGUUUCCGUGUAUUAGUUUGUGCUGUCUUUGUUCCUCUUAAGUCAUUAAUAAUAUCAAGCAAUAAGUGAGUUACUAAACAAAUAUGAUCUAUGCUAAUGUAUUGUUUAAUGAUUAUAUAAGGAGAUAAUUUAAGGCACAUAAUAUUAAUAAGUUUCAGUAGUCAUGAGCAUAAACAUAUUUUUACUAAACUCAGUUUCUUUAGGUAUUGAAGGUAAACAAAUAUAUAUAUUUUAUACAAUAACAUAUUAAAUAAAUAAACGAUGGAUAUGGUCCCCUUCUAUAUGGUUUAGUAAUCUUUAUUUUUGUUUCACAUUGGUUUUUAAACAAAAGUCACUCCUUAAGUAACUAAGUAAAACUGCAUUUUUAUUCGUCCAAAGGACCAGUUGGCUAUCUGUGUGCUCAAAUAACUCACAAAUAGCUGAUGGUAGCAUCUCAUAGUAAUAACUAUGCAAUACAAAAAAAACAAUGUUUUAGAGCUUCACAUCUUUUUGCUUUGGAAGGUUUUCACUGUAAUACGAUGCGUCUGAAACAUUAUAUUAUGUCUAUUUUAGUUCGAACAGGUAACAAAAUCGAUGCCGAUGUGCCCAUAGUAGUAUAUUUAUGCUCGUGACUGUACAUGGCAAGAAUCAGCCAAUCAAAAUAUUUUUAUACGAAAGGAUUAUUAAAAUAAUAGCAUUAUUAGUCUUCGAAAUGUUUUAAAUAUUCACAAUUUUCAUGGCAAUAUUUUUAUGUUGUACAUUAACAUAUAUAUUUGCUCGUCGUAGUGUCAAAAUUGAUGUUGUUGUGCCUUAAACCUGGUUUGCAUCGCUAACGAAGAAAUCGAGUAUGUAAAACGUUUCGAAGACUUAUUACAGAUUUCUAUAUUUUAUAGUUGUGUUAUUGGCAGUAAACAAAUAUAAUUUAUGGACAAUAGAGACUUUGAUAUAUUAAAGUUUACUGCCUUCCAUACAAUGAGAGAUUAUUGUAAGUGUUACAACGACAUCAACCUGUGUGAUUUAUGACGAUUGAUAUACAUUCAGCGAUGCCAAUGUCCGUUGUCUGUUUUACGCUUAUUUAUAAGUAAUAGCAAGGCUGAUCACCGCCUGCGUGUAUAACAAUGUUUUCAACACUAAACACAAUAUAGAUUUAAUAGAAAGCUAGAUUAAUCUGUUUAGAAGAGUAAUUGUAUGAAUAUAAGGAAAAUAGUCCAAAGACAUUAUUGUAUAUUUAUCAACUCUGGCUAGAAUAGUUUUAGUAAUGACCAAAAAUUGUCAUGACGGAAUGCGAUUAUUACUUAUUGAUUACUACAAACGUUUUGGUGUUAUGGUUUUCCUGGUUCCAAAAAAAUCAAUUGGUUUGAUACAGUCCAUAAUCAUUGACAUAAGUAUUUUUAUAUGAUAGUUUUUUUUAAACUAGUAUGUAAACUGACUUUACCAUGAACUUUUUACGUUUUACGUGAAGUACGUCAACGUAAUUCUGUUUUAUUUUAUAAGGACAUAUGAGGACUUGAUUUGAACGGUUAAAGAGUGUAUCCCGAGAUCUAAUGAAUUUUAUUGCAUGUGUUCGCGUUAAAUCUGAAAUGUGUUUUAAAGGAUUGCGACAUAAUUCAACAAUAUGCCAUAGAUUAGCUUAUUUUAUAUUGCGGUUUUAAGAUACUGACAUACUAAAGUGAUCUAUUAUUCGUCGGGAUUCUGAGAGUAUGGCGGUAUACGGCGGACAUGCAAGUUCUAAUGCUAAGAAUGAAAUGAAAAUGUAUUAAAUAUGUUAAGCGUUUGAAAUAUAGUUUAAAAUUUUCAGAUAAAUAGAGGUUUGUUGUUUGAUCAUUUUAUUCCUCGGGGUAAAAAUGGUAAUCCAUUCAAAUACCCCAAGGAAUACAACGGCUGAAAAUAUUGACCUAUCCUUGCACUUGCUACUGAGGUAGCAUUUUGACUGAAGAGCUAAUUCACACCAGCGGUAUAAAUAACAUUUACGCUAAAUAGCUCCGCCGUUGCACUAAACAAACCAAACGCUGUCAAAAUCCUGCCCUCAUAGCACCUGAUAGGUUCUUAAUUUUGGCCUUGAUUGAAUUAAUGUACAACUUAAAUUAACUCUCUCUAUAUAAUGUAAUAUUGAUGUGCUCUAUCGUUAGGGUUAGAAACAAAGCCAUAAGAAUUUCGUUUCAUCUAGCUAGUAGAGCUGUUAUGACUAUUAUUUAUCGCCUUCGCACCAAACAAAUAAUCUUAGACAUUUAAUAUAGUUUUAAGCCAAAAUCGAUCAACAUCUGUGCACAUACAUUGCUAUUGUGUUCACAACUAACCGUAAUUAAUAUAUAUUUUUCUCAAUUUUAUAAACAUAAUAUUGUGCAUAUAAACAGUUUCAGUGAUCUUACAAAUCAGGAUAGCACUGGUAGUUAUAAUAUAGUUGCUUAGUAUUUAUCUGAGGUAUUUUUACAUAUUUACAUCCUGAACUCUAGUAGGUACUUAUUGUUAUUGUGCUCUAAAUACACCAAAUUCUGUUAUAGCCUGUUAUUAUGUAUAUUUAAGAUAAAAAUGUGUAACAUGGUAAAUAUUACUCGUAAAAUCCAUGUCGCUAGAUUAUUAUUAAUAUGCACGACGGUACGCAAGUCGCCGAUGCUCGCCUACAUUAGCCUUCAACGUGUUGGUCACAAACACUUAAAAUAGCAGAGAGUACACAUCGAGGCUAAAUUUUAAAGUACCCGUCACGAGAAGCUAUAAAUUAUGUAAACAAACAUCUUUUACUAAGUAAACAUUUUAUACUGCGAGAUAAUAAUAAA